Penicillium expansum is the source of this 1674-nucleotide messenger RNA. Its product is annotated as cytochrome P450. The transcript is spliced from 2 exons. Gene Ontology annotation, molecular function: steroid hydroxylase activity; oxidoreductase activity, acting on paired donors, with incorporation or reduction of molecular oxygen; heme binding. Lineage: Eukaryota; Fungi; Ascomycota; Eurotiomycetes; Eurotiales; Aspergillaceae. The record is from RefSeq and is a predicted model, not a curated record. Bases 1 to 1674 code for a protein of 557 amino acids.
AUGAUCCAGCUUUGGUCUGCCUGGGUGUAUGGAGGCAUCAUCGUUCUAGUAUCAUGCUGGCGUAUUUUCCUGACGCUGAACUCACUGCAAUGGGUGCACUGGUGGUCAAAGUCUCCCAGCCGCAACCCCCCGGUGUAUCCUUAUUGGAUUCCAUUCCUAGGCCACUCGAUCCCAUUCAUUCAAGAUCCAGGGGCGUUUGUGGAUGGACUGCAACAACGAUAUGGCGACCGAUAUCCCGUGGAGAUUGUGCUGGGUCCCAUACGAGGGUAUUUCGUGGCGGGCUCCGAGGCGAUCAACAACCUCCUACGCUCCCCCCGCAAUCUGUCUCCCAAGCCUUUCAUCGCUCUGGUCAUGGAGAAUAUGUUCGGUACCCCACCCGGCACUAUGCCGUUGUACCGCCAGGAUGAUUCGGGGAUUGCCCCGACUCCCUUGCCGAACACUCAUGUGGCUCCGGAGCAUCGCAUCUACUACCAUCAGCACAAGUCCGCUCACCGAUUCCUCACGGGCGAUGCUCUCCGCCAUAUGACAGAGCGGUUCACGCGUGUUCUCAGCAGGGAGCUACACCGCGAUGCCGCCAUCGGUCCCGACGACGAUUGGGUCCAGCUGCCGGAUCUCUACACCUUCUGGAAGAGUCGCAUCUUCCACGCCGCUGUGCACGCCUUGUUCGGACCCUACCUCACCUUGCUGACUCCGGGCUUUGAGCAGGACUUUUGGCAUUAUAUGGAUGCUAUUCCGACACUCACGAUGGGACUGCCGCGCUGGAUGAUCCCCGGGGCUUAUGCUGCUCGGGAUCGAGUCUUCACGGCUGUCAAGACUUGGCAUCGCUUUGCCCGCGCCCACUCUGAUUACCGCCAAAACGGGCCAGAUGACCCUGACUGGGAUAAGUAUUGGGGCUCAACCUGGCUCAAGGUUCGACAGCAGUUCGGGCAGGACAGUGGCUGGAUGGAUGAAGAUGCCUUGGCAGCGGAGGAUGUCGCCCUACUUGUAGCCGCAAAUGCCAAUGCCAUACUUAGUGCCAUCUGGGUUCUUCUCCACAUCUAUGCUGACCCCGAUCUCCAUCAGCGACUAAAGCCGGAAUUUGAUCGUGCCAUGGUUCAACCAUUCCCUACAUCCCUCUCGAGCACCACCACCAGCCAGCAGACUGAAUUUGAUAUCACAACCCUGGUCAACUCACCACGUCUUCAAUCGGUCUACGCCGAAGUUCUGCGGAUGCGCAUAGCCCUCCUGCUAAAUCGAACCCCCGUGCAUACCGAGGCUCAGCUUGGCCCGUGGCGCCUGAAGCGCGGACAGUUCAUUGUGAUGAGCACGCAGCAUGCAGCCUAUGAUGACGAGGCCUGGGGCCCGCGGCGCAUGCAGGACGGACGAUACCCCCUGGAUCAGUUUUGGGCGGAACGCUUCCUGGUACAAGAUGAGGGGGGCAAGGAGCAGUUUUCCCUCGACGGGCUAUCAGGCGCAUGGAUCCCCUACGGCGGUGGUGGGUUUAUGUGUCCUGGACGGCAUUUCGCAAAACAGGAGAUCCUGGGUAGUGUCGCCAUUUUUCAGUCCUAUUACGAGCUGGAGGUGGUUGACCGACCCAAGGGUUGGCUGCCGCGUCCGGACCGCCGAUUCUAUGGGGUGGGCGCAAUGCCUCCAGCUGAGCCUAUUCCGUUUCGUAUUCGGCGGCGGCGCCGGUGA